GCUGUCGAUCUUUGUGUUGUGUGAAGUCAGUGCGCCUGUUGACAAAUUCGCGUGUAAACACCUGCAACGUUCGGCGACUGAGAGCAAUGCACACAGAGGACUCGAGUCGAGAGUUACAGACUAUAGUAUACAGUGUCAAUUGAAUACUUGUCAACGAACCCAUGAUUCAUUGAUUAUAGCAGCAAGCGUUUGAUUACAGAAUUGUGAAGAAUAAUUCGUGAACGGUGAGCGAAGUUUCAAGAGCUACACAGCACAACAUAUGAUUCUGAAUACCUCGCGAACAAGUUGUGUACAGGAAGUGCACAAGUAGGCCUAGACAGACUAGUACUAGUACUAGUAGCUGUCCUGCUAGUAGUAGUAGUGCACAGGAAAAUGAAGGAGUUGUCAUUUUGAUCGUUACAUCUGAUAACUGAUAAGGAAGAAAUUUGACAUGAUGUGGACGCCGACUCACAUUGAGUUGGUUGAUAUUUUCUCCAUUUUAAGUUCUGCGAGCCAGGCACCUCGUCGGCAAAGGAAAAGCCGGUACAAACGAUGCGUACGUUGUUAUGCAAUUGGGGAAAGCAAAGUACCAAACGUCCGUGCAAGAUAAAGCUAUCGACCCGGAGUGGAAUGAAGAAUGCGAUUUCGAGCUUCCGACAGAGGCGUCCGCCAUUGAGCUGACCGUCCUUCACAAGGACGUCAUUGGGCUGGACAAGUUCCUCGGACGCUGCCUGAUCAUGCUAGCUGACCUCGAUGAAUAUGGCAUGCCGCUCACAAGGUGGGUGGAACUUGGAGGUCGUCAUGACAACAAGGACAGCAAGUACCGCGGGGAGCUGGAGGUGCGGCUUACGUGCAUCGUGAGAAACCAUACGGAGGCGUCUCCCGAGCAAGGCAAGCUGAAGAAGGCCGCAGCAGUCGGCUCUCGAUUUUCAACGUCGCCAACAGUGUCGGGAACAAGCUGAACACUUUGGCAAGGCGGCGCGCCCUCUGUACAAG
This is a messenger RNA of Priapulus caudatus, 975 nucleotides long. RefSeq names its product rab11 family-interacting protein 2-like. Bases 546 to 941 code for a protein of 131 amino acids. Gene Ontology annotation, molecular function: small GTPase binding. The transcript is spliced from 7 exons. Lineage: Eukaryota; Metazoa; Priapulida; Priapulimorpha; Priapulimorphida; Priapulidae. Gene Ontology annotation, cellular component: intracellular membrane-bounded organelle. Gene Ontology annotation, biological process: regulated exocytosis. The record is from RefSeq and is a predicted model, not a curated record.